AUGGCGUGUGGGAGCCGUGCAGGACUCCUACCCGAGUGUUUCCCCCUCGGGAUGCCCCCAGCGGGCCCACCCCGAGCCCCUGGCCCCGAGAUGCUGCUGUACACAGGCUCCUCUGAGGGGGCGGAGCCUGACGGCGCGUUUGGAUCUGGCCCCGCAGACCCCUUUGCGGAUGCAAGUAAGGGUGAUGACCUGCUCCCGGCCGGCACUGAGGACUACAUCCAUAUAAGGAUCCAGCAGCGCAACGGCAGGAAGACCCUCACCACAGUCCAGGGCAUCGCGGAUGACUACGAUAAAAAGAAACUGGUGAAGGCCUUCAAGAAGAAAUUUGCCUGCAAUGGAACUGUAAUUGAGCACCCCGAGUAUGGAGAAGUGAUUCAGUUGCAGGGUGACCAGCGCAAGAACAUCUGCCAGUUCCUCGUGGAGAUUGGACUGGCUAAAGACGACCAGCUGAAAGUCCACGGGUUUUAAGUGCCCGUGGGCCUCUGGAGCUUUAUGCAAGAAGAUUUCCUUACCAUGAAAUUCCCACCUGUCCCUUGUCAUAACUUUAAAAGCAGCCGGUUUGUGUAAUGUAACGAUCUUGGGUCCACUGUUGAGUCUGGACUGGUGUAACUGGUGAUGUAAUAAACUGACACGAGCCCAUGCUA
Manacus vitellinus (golden-collared manakin) is the source of this 644-nucleotide messenger RNA. RefSeq names its product eukaryotic translation initiation factor 1 (gene EIF1). Gene Ontology annotation, cellular component: eukaryotic 43S preinitiation complex. The transcript is spliced from 4 exons. Gene Ontology annotation, molecular function: translation initiation factor activity; RNA binding; ribosomal small subunit binding. The record is from RefSeq and is a predicted model, not a curated record. NCBI's taxonomy places the organism in Eukaryota, Metazoa, Chordata, Aves, Passeriformes, Pipridae. Gene Ontology annotation, biological process: translational initiation. The coding region runs from base 1 to 468 and encodes 155 amino acids.